UCUUGGGCUUCCACGGCGGGGGCCGGGGUCACGUGGGGUUGCGGCCGACAACAACGUUUCGGCUUCUUGGGCUUGGACAGGAGCCAUGGCGGCGUGCGUCUCCGACGACGACGGCCGUCGCCGUCACAGCAGCCGGCGCCGGCUCCGCUGGCGUUCCUGCUUCAGUCGCUUGCUGCUGUUGUUGUUGUUGUUGCUGCUGCUAGAGACGGGGACGGGGACUGCCCAGGCAGAGGAGCCGGGCCCAGGCUGCGGAUGCGGAGCUCAGAGCCGAGCGGCAAGUGCGGCAGAUCCUGUGUCCUCCGUGGACCCCAUGCUCAGGGACCCAGGGUACCCGGAAUCCAACCUGGAUGGGGCAAAGGAUGCGGUUUUCAAGUACUCUGAGAGCGCCAACACAGCUUAUGACCAGAGCGCCAUGAAGGCUGUGCCCGGCGGGACAUUCACCAUGGGCACAGACGAACCCAUCAUCGUGCCGGACGGCGAGGGCCCUGCUCGGCGCGUACGAGUGCGCGCCUUCCGCGCUCACUCACACGAGGUCAGCAAUGCUGACUUUGAGAGAUUUGUGAGCGCAACGGGGCACGUUACGGAGGCAGAGAGCUUCGGCGACUCGUUUGUUCUGUCGGGAAAGCUGAGCGACACAGUUCGAGACGAAAUCACGCAAGCGGUGGCUGCUGCUCCCUGGUGGCUCCCAGUGAAAGGUGCCAACUGGAGACAUCCAGAGGGACCCGACUCCAACAUCACCGGCCGGAUGGACCACCCUGUGGUGCACGUGUCGUGGAAUGACGCCAGCACCUUCUGCAAGUGGGCUGGCAGCCGCCUGCCAACUGAGGCCGAGUGGGAGUAUGCGUGCAGGGGCGGCUUGGAGAACAGGCUGUUCCCCUGGGGGAACAAGAUGACUCCGCGAGGGCAGCACUACAUGAACGUGUGGCAGGGAGACUUCCCGCUCGCUGACACGGGGGAGGAUGGGUACCCGGGCACGGCACCUGUGACGGCUUUUCCUCCAAAUGCGUACGGCCUUCACAACAUGGUCGGGAACGUGUGGGAGUGGACGUCGGACUGGUGGACGGUCCAUCACACGGCCGAGGAGCAGAGCAACCCCACGGGGCCUCACACUGGCUCGGACAAAGUGAAGAAGGGCGGUUCUUACAUGUGUCAUAAGUCGUACUGCCACAGGUACCGCUGUGCGGCGCGAAGUCAGAACACACCCGACAGUUCCGCCUCGAACCUCGGCUUCAGGUGCGCUGCCGAUGACCCGGAGUCAAACCCCAAGUCGCCUGAACCUUCGGAAGAACUCUAGCCUGUUUCGGAAACCAGGAAAUGCAUACUAAAAUGUGUGUGGUAUUUGUAAAUCUGUACUUUACUUGGGAUAUGAAUCCCAAGAGAGACGGUGAACGGUGUGAUUCUAGCUCAGUGUUAACAAUUGUUUGUUGUGAAAUAGGCAAACAUCAUAGCUGGAACAACUGCGUAUAUAUUUACAGCACUCAGUCUUUUUAUAUGAAUGAACAUUCACAGGUCUUGUGAAAUUCGUUUUGUUUUAAUGGCAAAUGUACCUAAGGGAAGACUUAACAUGAUUUAUUUAUAUAAAACCUUGCAAAUUAUCGUACGUCCCGAGGAAUAGUCUAAUCGAUUUAAAUAUUUUAAUCUGCGCUUUUUUGUAAAAAAAUGGUCCAGUUGAUUUGAUCUAAAAAAGGGAUACUAUUUAGUAAGGAUGUCACCAUGCAUCAAUUCAUUAAAAAUUAUUUAUUAUGCUCACAUUAAUUGCAUUGAAUGACGUGUAUAAGAAUAUUUUGAUACUUUAUACUUUUUAUUAGAUUCACGUGACCCCCUGCUGUCACUAGAGGCAGCUGCAUUCACCUCAAUACAAACAAAGUAAAAUGUAUUCAUGACCGUUCGCAAAACAUUCUUUUUUUGUAAACUGUGA
Molecule: messenger RNA, 1918 nt
Organism: Lethenteron reissneri (Far Eastern brook lamprey)
Lineage: Eukaryota; Metazoa; Chordata; Hyperoartia; Petromyzontiformes; Petromyzontidae
Gene: SUMF1
Product: sulfatase modifying factor 1
Biological process (GO): protein oxidation
Cellular component (GO): endoplasmic reticulum
Molecular function (GO): formylglycine-generating oxidase activity
Source: RefSeq, a predicted model, not a curated record